UGCUCCGUUGCUGUCUUGUGUGCGCCCCGUGCCGCCUUCACGCUCACAACCGUGUCGUAAAUUUGAAAACCGCACGCACGACCGAGAAGGACACGGGGCGCUGCGAGCUUACAUGAAAACACUUGCGGCGGCAGCGCAAGUUUGCCGCACAACUCUCACAGCCCCAAGUUGCGCCAGGAGCUCCGCAGUUAUGUUUUCGUUUUGGAGAAACCUGAAUGCGGCCCGCACCGUUAUUCCGCCGCAUUGUCCCGCGGCGGUGGUCUCCUCUCCGCGGCCGCGGCCGGCUCUGACUCCAGGCGGCGACGGGCGAGGGUUAUGCCCGAAUCCCAGCAGAAAGUGCUCGGGGAAGCGCUUCAACGUGCCGCCGAGCGCCGAGUUCGUCGCACGGGUGUCGGGGAUCCCCACCAUGGCCAAAUUACCUUACCAGGAGACGGCGGACGGGCUCGACGCGGCGUUUGUCGGCGUCCCCAUCGAUACCGGGACCUCCAACCGGCCCGGAGCCAGGUUUGGUCCCCGUCAGAUCAGAGCAGAGUCUGCCCUGCUGAGGGCCUGCAACAGUGGCACCAGGGCAGCGCCCUAUGAGUCCCUCAUGGUGGCCGACAUCGGGGACGUCAAUGUGAACAUGUACGACCUGAAGGACACCUGCAAGCGCAUCAGGGAGGCCUACCGGAAGAUCCUGGCGACUGGAUGUGUCCCUCUGACUAUGGGUGGCGAUCACACCAUUGCAUAUCCGAUCCUGCAAGCUGUUGCUGAGAAGCACGGCCCGGUGGGUCUGGUCCACGUGGAUGCUCAUGCUGACACCAGUGAUGUGGUCUUGGGGGAGAAGAUUGGACACGGGACUCCAUUCAGACGUUGCGCGGAGGAAGGCCUACUGGACUGUAAGAGAGUGGUCCAGAUCGGCCUGCGGGGUUCGGGCUACUCUGCGGACUCAUAUGAGUGGAGCCGGGCCCAGGGCUUCCGCGUGGUCCAAGUGGAAGAGUGUUGGUUCAAAUCCCUCGCUCCUCUGAUGGCUGAGGUCAGGGCCCAGAUGGGCAGCGGUGCCGUUUACCUCAGUUUCGACAUCGACGCUCUCGACCCGGGCUUUGCCCCUGGAACCGGCACACCAGAGAUAGCAGGGCUUACCCCCAUCCAGGGAGUUGAGAUCAUCCGGGGCUGUCGUGGUCUGAAUCUUGUCGGAUGUGAUCUAGUGGAGGUGUCUCCACCCUAUGACACCACAGGAAACACUGCACUGACCGCUGCCAACCUCCUCUUUGAAAUGUUGUGCGUCCUCCCAAAAAUGAAAUAUUAUUGAUCAGAGCAGACCACACAGAACAGGACAGGUAGUUUGUUAUUAAUCAAUACGGUUACCUGAAAACCAAAUUAACAUGCAGUUCUGCUGAAUAGGCCGGAAUAAGGAGGUCAAAUUCCAUAAAGCCGUUAAGGGGAUAAAUGCAGCACUGAGGACCAACUGAAACAUUCGGCAGUACCAGAUGUCACCAACUUGUCUACGAAAUUCAUAAACUCAGAAUUUUGUUAAUUCAAUGUAAUAUAUUCAACUUAUCUUUAAUCUGAUAUAUAAUAUAUUCGCCUUAUCUAGAGAAUAAGGAAAAUGGGAUCCAAUAAUAGUAUAUAUGAAAAUAUGGAAGACCUGGUUGACAGGUCAUCACCAAAUGUUCUGUUCAUGAAAACAAAACAUGCUGAACACUCUGUGCAACAGUUGUCUGCGUGGGCAAAAGAAUGUGGAUUUCCAUCCAGAGGUAGUUUCAGUGUUAAGACAGUUACAACAAUGAAAGGAAGCCUUGGAGAAAAGGGAAAAGGAGAGUCAGGAUGAAUGCGAGAGGUUGUCAAAAAAGAAAUGGAAAAGAAAGAAAUGUAAGUUGUUUGUGGCAGACUGGAUAUUGAACAUAAUGUUGGUUAGAAGAAGCAAAUGGGAGGGAAAGAUGCUUGAAGGUAGGGACAGAAAAGCCGUCAAAACCAGUGUCUCAGUGUGUCAAAACAGAACCGGACCACAGCUCACCCCUGCCGUCCAGGAUCCUACGCCACAACCGCCGGAACCGGUCCCGAUCCCAGGUCAUCAGGCUCUCACUUGUGGGGACCUCAGAUCUCUGUACAGUGCUGAGUCCAUUUGCAAACGCUUAUGAAAUCAAACUCACUGGAAAGGCAAUAUUCUGGUUAAGUUGUCUUCAUUGUCAGAGACAAGUCCUCAACACAAGCUACAGGAUCAGAUAGCAGGAUAACAUGAUUAUGUUCAAUAUUUACAUCUCACGGUACCAAGAAAGUUAUAUUAAUGACAUUUUGACAGUUUAUGUUGACAAAACUGAUGAAUAAACCAAGCAAUCACA
This is a messenger RNA of Xiphias gladius (swordfish), 2321 nucleotides long. RefSeq names its product agmatine ureohydrolase (agmatinase) (gene agmat). The record is from RefSeq and is a predicted model, not a curated record. Bases 113 to 1291 code for a protein of 392 amino acids. NCBI's taxonomy places the organism in Eukaryota, Metazoa, Chordata, Actinopteri, Istiophoriformes, Xiphiidae. Gene Ontology annotation, molecular function: metal ion binding; agmatinase activity. The transcript has 8 exons.